This is a messenger RNA of Hevea brasiliensis (rubber tree), 3761 nucleotides long. RefSeq names its product tyrosine-sulfated glycopeptide receptor 1. Gene Ontology annotation, biological process: protein phosphorylation. Lineage: Eukaryota; Viridiplantae; Streptophyta; Magnoliopsida; Malpighiales; Euphorbiaceae. The coding region runs from base 328 to 3606 and encodes 1092 amino acids. Gene Ontology annotation, molecular function: receptor serine/threonine kinase binding; protein kinase activity; ATP binding. The transcript has a single exon. The record is from RefSeq and is a predicted model, not a curated record.
CAUAUAUAUAUAUAUAUUCAUAUUUUGGGUGUUGCAGCUUUUUUGCUCCCUUUGUUUAUAUUUAUCUUUGCAUUUGUAUAGCCUUAGUGCCAUGAUAAUAUCAAUGACCAACGUCAUGCCCCCACAUCCAUUGUCUACUUCCCCAUCCUCUCUCAUUUCAUUCUCCUUUUUCUGCCUUUGGUCAACCGGGGUUUCACUGCAAUCCCCACAUCUCUUCUGCUAUUCUCCAAGGUCACCCAGAGACCAGAUAAUCUUGUACUUUGUCUUCUUUUUCUCUUCUUACUCUUCCUUAUUCCCCGUUCUUGCCAUUCUUCUUUUGUCCCAGUGAUGAUGGGGACGGUCAUGAUUUGUGUUAAAGACAACAACUUUGUUGCCUUUGCUUGCUUGGGUUAUUUAAAAGUACCAAGACCAGGAGAAUCAAGAGGGCCUUCUUCCUCCUCCUCAGUCAUGGUCUUGUUGGUUCUGGCAGUAAUAUUAGUACUGUCACUGCCUUCUUGCCAUGCUUCAGCUGCCUGCAAUCAACAUGAUUAUGAUUCUCUCUUGCCCUUCUUCUCCAACAUAUCAUCUUCUCCUUUGAAAUGGUCACCUUCCAUUGAUUGCUGUCUCUGGGAAGGAAUUGAGUGCGGCGGAACAGGUCGCGUCACUCGUCUGUGGCUCCCCUUUAAGGGCCUCAGUGGCAUCCUUUCUCCUUCUCUAGCUAAUCUCGCUUAUCUAUCUCAACUCAAUCUCUCCCAUAAUCGCCUCUUCGGUACUCUCCCUGCUGGAUUCUUCUCUUCUCUUGAUAAUCUCCAGAUUCUUGAUCUGAGCUACAAUAGGCUACAUGGGGAAUUACCAUCCAAUGAUAAUAACACCGCCAACAUCGCCAUCCGGAUAGUGGAUUUGUCUAGCAACCGCUUCAGUGGGGUAAUUCCAUCCAACUCAUUUCUCCAGUUUGCUAGGAAUUUGAGUAGCUUCAAUGUUAGCAACAAUAGCUUCACAGGCCAAAUUCCAUCCAACAUCUGCAUUGUUUCUUUUCUGUCCAUCACAGCACUAGACUUCUCCUACAACGAUUUCAGUGGUAGUAUUCCCUCUGGAAUAGGGCAAUGUUCCAAUCUUAGGAAUUUUUCUGCAGGUUUUAAUAAUCUCUCAGGGACAAUUCCUGAUGAUAUUUACAACGUUGUCUUGCUUGAACAACUCUCCUUACCUCUCAACAACCUGUCUGGCACCAUCAGUGAUUCUCUGGCCAAUCUCAGCAAUCUCAGGGUUCUUGAUCUCUACUCCAAUCAAUUGAUAGGGUCUAUACCCCGAGAUAUUGGCAACCUCUCCAAAUUGGAACAGUUGCAGCUUCACAUCAACAAUCUCACAGGUUCUCUGCCUCCAUCUCUGAUGAAUUGUACCAAACUAGUGACAUUGAAUUUGCGGGUCAAUUUCUUGGUAGGGGAACUCUCUGCGUAUAAUUUCUCCAGACUUCAACAACUUAGCAUCCUUGAUCUCGGCAACAAUAACUUCACAGGUAGGCUGCCCACUAGCCUUUAUGCAUGUAAAUCACUAAAAGCAGUUAGACUUGCCUAUAAUCAGCUGGAGGGACAGAUUUUACCAGACAUACAAGCACUAGAAUCUUUGUCUUUCCUGUCAGUUUCUUACAACAACCUAACCAACCUUACUGGUGCCAUCCAAAUUAUGAUGGGUUGCAAGAAUCUCACCACUCUCAUCCUCUCAGUGAAUUUCAUGAAUGAAACCAUACCAGAUGAAGACACAAUAAACUCAAGUGGAUUCCAGAACCUCCAGGUUUUGGGGCUGGGUGCUUCGCAACUCUCUGGUCAAGUGCCCACCUGGCUAGCCAAGCUCAAGAACCUAGAGGUCUUGGACCUCUCUUUUAAUCAAAUCACAGGUUUUAUUCCCAGUUGGUUGGCUAGUCUACCAAACCUUUUCUACAUAGACUUGUCUGGUAACCUCCUAUCAGGAGAAUUUCCCAAGGAACUUGCAGGAUUGCCAACACUAGCAUCACAAGGAACUAGUGAACUAUUUGGCCGGAGUUAUUUUCCGCUGCCUGUGUUUGCCCAGCCCAAUAAUGCUACCUAUCAGUACAGUCAGCUGUAUAACCUGCCACCAGCUAUAAUCUUGGGAAACAACCACCUUAGUGGCGAUAUCCCAGUAGAGAUUGGCCAAUUGAAGUUUAUUCAUGUGCUAUGUUUGAAUAAUAACAACUUCUCUGGCAAUAUUCCUGAUCAAAUAUCAAACCUCACCAACUUAGAGCAAUUGGAUCUCUCUGGAAACCACCUAUCUGGAGAAAUUCCUGCAUCACUCAAAGGUCUCCAUUUCUUGUCUUCAUUUAGUGUCAGAGAUAACAAUCUUCAAGGACCUAUACCAUCCGGAGGUCAGUUUGAUACUUUUCCUCUUUCCAGCUUUACAGGGAAUCCAGGGUUGUGUGGUCAAAUUCUACAACGUUCUUGCUCCAAUUAUUCAUCAGAUUCAGGACUUGUCCAUCCUACAGCACCUCAAAGCAAAAACGCAAAACUGGUUGUUGGACUUGUCCUUGGAAGCUGUUUUGGGACUGGUCUAUUAAUUGCAACGCUAGCUUUGUGGAUAUUGUCGAAGAGAAGGAUCAUUCCUGGAGGGGACACUGACAACAUACAGAUAGAUACACUUUCUAGCAACUCCGGAUUGCCUCCGGAGGCUGACAAGGAUACUAGCCUGGUUAUAUUGUUCCCUAACAAUACUGAUGGGCUUAAGGAUCUGACAAUAUCUGAACUCUUAAAAGCCACUGAUAACUUCAAUCAAGCAAACAUUAUUGGUUGUGGGGGUUUUGGUUUGGUUUAUAAAGCAACACUGGCAAAUGGGACCAAGCUGGCUAUCAAGAAACUCUCAGGAGAAAUGGGUCUCAUGGAAAGGGAAUACAAAGCAGAGGUAGAGGCUCUGUCCACAGCCCAACAUGAGAACCUGGUUUCAUUGCAAGGUUAUUGUGUGUACGAGGGUUUUAGGCUGCUUUUGUAUUCCUAUAUGGAGAAUGGAAGUUUGGAUUACUGGUUACAUGAGAAAGCUGAUGGUGCAGCACAGUUAGAUUGGCCUACUCGAUUGAAGAUUGCUAGGGGAACAAGCUGUGGUCUGUCUUACAUGCACCAAAUAUGUGAACCCCACAUUGUUCAUCGUGAUAUCAAGUCCAGCAACAUCCUUCUUGAUGAAAAGUUUGAAGCACAUGUAGCAGAUUUUGGAUUGUCCAGGUUGAUUCUUCCUUAUCAUACUCAUGUUACAACCGAGCUUGUUGGUACUCUGGGUUAUAUUCCUCCAGAGUAUGGGCAAGCAUGGAUAGCCACAUUGAGAGGAGACAUGUAUAGUUUUGGGGUUGUUAUGCUUGAGCUGCUGACAGGGAAGAGGCCUGUGGAGGUAUUCAAGCCAAAGAUGUCAAGAGAACUAGUUGGCUGGGUCCACCAAAUGAGGAGUGAUGGCAAACAAGACCAAAUCUUUGAUCCUCUCCUGAGAGGAAAGGGCUUUGAUGAUGAGAUGCUCCAAGUGCUAGAUGUGGCCUGCAUGUGUGUUAACCAGAACCCUUUCAAGAGGCCAACCAUCAAUGAAGUUGUUGAGUGGUUGAAGAAUGUAGGCUCACAAAAAAACCAAAAUAAGGAUUAAUGGGAGUAUCCUUUUGCACGUGAAGAAUUACAGAUAUAUAUAUAUACUUCUGCAGCAUUUGUGAUUAUUAAUGUAUAUUCUCACAUCAUUUUACUAUUUUAAUUGGGAAUGUACCAUAUCCAACUAGUUUAAAGAUUUACAAAACAAGUUACUAU